UGGACAAAGACACAGCUGUCAAAGGAAAACAAUAUUCAAGGUAGUUAAUAAUUACAGGGCAUGAAAUUGCGCCCGAUGCAGGCACCAAUGCGACUAAAUUUUUCCACUUUGACCACUAAAUCCUGAAAAUUAGUCGCCAAAUUGGCGACUAGAAUGUUUCAUCAUAACUUUACCAAGAGAUAUAGUGAAUUAAAAAGAUUUGCAAUGAUAAAUCCGUGACAAACUUCCUCGUUAAGUUUGUUUCCAAAACGCAGCACAUGCAUCUCAAUCAAUAACUAGACGCCAUCUUGGAUUAAGGUGAGCUUGAACGUUGUAUACCAUCCAUCUUAUUGUCCACUUGUAGCACAUUAAAGAUCUUUUCCCUAACUUAAUUUUGGAGGGUCUAUCUAGAACACUGACAGCGUAAAAAAAGGUCUUGUUUGUCUUUGAAAGUGGUGACCAACUUUUUUUGAAUUGGCUACCACUUUGAAGAAUUUAGGAGCCAAGUGGCUAUCAGAAAAAAAAAUUAAUUUCACGCCCUGAAUUAUGUUGACCAUUUUCACUCUUUGUCUCUUUGUUUUUGUAAGAUGAGUCUUUUGCUACAUUGUUCCAUAAUUAUAUAUCUCUAUAAACCCUGUCUGUUUUUUGUUAUUUGCUAAUGAAAGCAUUGUGUGCUUUUUUAUAGCCAGUAAACCAGAUGAUGAAGAUUUUGUCCUGUUUGAGGUCCUCAAGCCUCCCAAAGAUGCUUCUUAUGAGGUAUGCAGAAUUUGUGAGUGAUUUAUAGUUUUCUUCUGUUUAGGUUUUCUCUUACUUUAUUAUUAUUAUUAUUAUUUAUUAUUAUUAUUAUUUAUUAUUAUUAUUAUUUAUUAUUAUUAUUAUUAUUAUUAUUAUUAUUAUUAUUUAUUAUUAUUAUUACUUAAAACUGUGCAUAGAUGUUCUUGUAACAUGCUAAGUAGUUUAGGGGAAAAUCAUUAUUAUCAUUAUUUUAUACUAUGCAGAGAUGUUCUUGUAACAUGCCAAGUAGUUUAGGGGAAUGUUAUUAUUAUUAUUAUUAUUAUUAUUACAAUUAUUAUCACUAUUGCUUUUGUUUUAUAUGUCCUUUGAUGACCAGUUUUUGGUGUUUUUUAUUGCCUUAUGUCUGCAAUAAAUUUUAAGGGAAAUUAUUAUAAAUACAUCUAAUGGUUGAUGUUCCCUCUUUGAUUGCUAAAUUUGUUUGUUGGGUAAACAGAAGGAUGAGGUUGUUUUCAUUGUCCCUUGAGUUAAUUCAUAGCAUAUUAUCAUUAACAUACUGAUACUCAAGGUUAGUGGUACUUCAUUAGCAAAGAAGUCCAACUAACCCAGUGAAAGUAGGCCAAAUGUGCAUUUUAAUACCAAUUUGGUAAAGACAGUGUUUCAAGAGCUGAGUGUCAUUAAAGUUUCUUUUCUAAUGGAGACUGAUUUUCUUCACAGAUUCCAACCCUACAGAUUCUCUAUUUGAAAGAAGGAAGGUAUUCCAAGGCCUUAAUGCCAUCACUGAGCAUAAUCUUUUCAAACUAA
Messenger RNA from Pocillopora meandrina, 1515 nucleotides. The record is from the annotation of a GenBank genome assembly. Lineage: Eukaryota; Metazoa; Cnidaria; Anthozoa; Scleractinia; Pocilloporidae.